This is a messenger RNA of Poeciliopsis prolifica (blackstripe livebearer), 2119 nucleotides long. RefSeq names its product synaptophysin-like 2a (gene sypl2a). NCBI's taxonomy places the organism in Eukaryota, Metazoa, Chordata, Actinopteri, Cyprinodontiformes, Poeciliidae. The record is from RefSeq and is a predicted model, not a curated record. Gene Ontology annotation, cellular component: synaptic vesicle membrane; synaptic vesicle. The transcript has 6 exons. Bases 175 to 891 code for a protein of 238 amino acids.
AGAUUUUAUUGUGGUGGGUUUGACAGCCGUUGGCUGGCUGAGUGGGGUUUGACAGUAGCUUGCUGUUGCAUCGUAUGUCGGUUCGAAUACUCAGAAAGUUGCUCAAAGUUUGCUAAGUAGCUUAAGUGACACUAUUAAAAUUUACUAGACGACAUUUUGCUCCUAACCGUCCCUAUGGCGUCUGUUCAGAGUUUGGCGUCUGGGUUCUCUCUGGACCUGGGACCACUGAAAGAACCUCUCGGAUUUAUUCGUGUCUUAGAAUGGGUUUUUGCUAUCUUUGCGUUCGCCACCACCGGAGGUUACUCUGGAAAAACCACCAUAAAAGUCCCCUGUGAACCGCCAUUGGGUAAACAUGAUGUCACAGCUGUGUUCGGCUACCCGUUCAGAUUGGGAGCCCAUUCAUUUGACAUUUCUUGUAAUGGCACUCCGAUCAUCAGCCACCUCCAGGGUGACUUCUCCCCCUCUGCAGAGUUCUAUGUCUGCGUUGGUGUGUUUGGGUUCCUUUACUGCACCGCUACUCUGAUCCUCUACUUGGGCUACCAGAGUGUCUACCGUCAGACCAGCCGCGGCCCCAUCAUUGACCUGGUGGUGACUGUCCUCUUUGCCUUCCUGUGGCUCGUGUCCUCCUCAGCUUGGGGCAAAGGCCUGACUGAUGUCAAGUGGGCCACCAACCCCAACAACGUAGCGUCGACAUAUAAAGAUUGUCAACCCGGAGAGUAUCCGUCCAUGGGUCGCCUGAAUGCUUCAGUGAUUUUUGGCUUUCUUAACUUGAUCCUGUGGACAGGAAACUGCUGGUUUAUUUACAAGGAGACCCAUCUCCACAAAGACCCCAGCCAAGCAGCCACGAUGGAGGAAGGCGGCGCCCGAGGGCCGUUACCCCAUCCUCAGUAGCCUUAAGCUCCAACCGGCUCUUAUGUUAGCCUGCUGAAAGGGGAAACAAAGGAAGGCCGAUCGCCAUUUAUUUUCUGUUCAGCCCUACCAUGUUGUUUGAUUUCUCUCCAAACAGCUCUUGAUGUCAAGUCGUUAAAAACACUAAGUGCAGACUCAAAUUUUAAAUGCUUUCACACUGUAUAACCUGGAACUUCCAGUUGGUUCGAUUUGGUUGAAAUAUGCAACUUUAUGGAUUUCGGUAAAGCUGACAAAACCAGACAACCAAUACUCUAAACUGCUGAGACACUAAAAAAAAUCUUUGGCUAUUUUUGUAUGUGUCUUUUUUUUCUUCUUUUUUUUUUUUGUAUGUUUUUUUUUUUUUUAGAACAACAGGUGUAUGUUUUAUCUUAAAGUUCUUUAUUUUUUAUUUCAGCCUCGAAAGCAAACUAAAGUGUCUUUGGAACAAUUUUGUGUUUUUACUGUUUGUUUUCUGUUGAACUCCAGAUCCAGGAAACUGGACUGGUUUCCAUGAGCUCACAGUGGAGGUGAAGCUUCAGGCAAACUGGGUUUAUUUCCUGUAAUGUAAUGUUGAACCUGUUCAGUAACACUAAGAGUCAUCUUCAUUUGAACCAAAAUGUGCCUUACUGUAAUAUUAUUUAUAUGCAGUUCAUGUGAAUUUUUGUCAACACUAAUCAGUUUGCUGCUUUUUUUUAAGUUUUCUUUCUAUUUUCGCUGAAGAAAAAAAGUUCCAUAGGCAGCUUCUCUGUGACUACUUUUAUUUCCUUCUCCCUUUUUUUUUUUUUUUUUGUCCAGUUUUAGUCCUCAGCUAGGUAUGUUUAGUCUAAUUGUCAGAUUUAAAAUCCCAAACAUGCUUGACAGGCAAAGGUCAGUCUCCCUUUAAAUGAACUGUAAAAUGUUUGUAACCAGACAGGCUCAGCCAUGGAGAAUUUUUUUGGUUUCUGACUCUUGACAGAAUAGAUUCUUGCAUUGUACCAGGAAUGAAUGUACCUGUGUGGAGGGAACAUUGGUUGACAUGUUUUAAACACUACCAAGGGCAGUAUGUCACAUUGAAAAUUAUUGAUUUAAACCCUCAGCAUCAGUUUUAAAGAUUUAGUCAGACAUAAUGAUAUAUUGUAUGUUUGUCUAUUGGAUUAUUGACAAUGAAACGGAAUGUUUUUAUGCCUCAUUUGUGCGGAAGGAAGCACUUGUUUUUCUGUAUUGACUCAAAUACAAGAGCUGCGCAACUGAA